UCACAGAAGAGAUGGAGUGCUCCUGAAAAGCUAUGUAGAGGGAAGACAAUGGGGAUCUCAGGAUAGACCAGGCUCCUAACUGGGCUGCGGAUGCCUUUCGCACCAUUGCGAUCUGCUCAUCACAGAAGACACAGUCUGCCCUUUUCAUCAAACCCCCCCCCCUCCCUGCCUUAUUCUCCAUUCCUUGAAAUGACAGCUGUAUUUUCUUUCUUUUUUUUUAAACCUUGUAUUUUGAUUGUAUAAAUAUGAGAAGCUCCUUCCCACAUCUCCAGACAGGUCCUCUUCAGAAUCCUGCCACAGAUGACUUUACAGUACCUAGACUUUAGCAAGCUGCAAUAGCCAGUUUCCCAUCCCCCUCCCCCUCCCCUCCCCUCUAUCCGACACACAGAUCCAUACCUACACCAAUAGAUGUAUGUAGCUGAUUUCCUCUCUACAUCUUCAGAAAAGGAUGACUCAGAUCUAGGAGCAAAAUCACUAAGUACCUGGGGAAGAAAGAAAUCAAGUAGACGUUCUUUCCAUGCAGAAGAAGAAUUGUCAGGCUGGGGAUACUGACACACACACACAUAUAGAUGUCAUUGACUCCAAGGAAUGCCAUCCCAAGAUUUGUUGAAGCGGUAACUAUGCAGAGGCUAAGAGAAGACUACCGCAGCUCUUAGAUUGCGUGUCUACAAGGUACAGCACAGCACCAUUGACUGUCUUCUCCCUGCCUCCUAGAAUGAGUAAUUGCAGCAGUCGUGCACUGACCCUACUCAGUAGUGUCUUUGGAGCGUGUGGUCUCCUUCUCGUCGGCAUAGCCGUUAGCACUGAUUACUGGAUGUACGUGGAAGAAGGAAUCGUUCUACCUCAGAAUCAAACUACUGAAGUCAAGAUGGCAUUACAUGCAGGCCUCUGGAGGGUGUGCUUUGUAGCUGGUAAAGACAAGGGUCGGUGUGUUGCUUCUGAAUUUUUCCAUGGGCCGGAUACAGAUGCUGUGACAGAAAAUACUGCAAACAUACUGAAGACUAUCCGCAGUGCAACCCCAUUUCCUAUGGUUAGCCUUUUUCUUGUGUUUACGGCCUUUGUCAUUAGCAACAUUGGGCAUAUCCGACCACAGAGGACCAUACUAGCAUUUGUUUCUGGAAUUUUCUUCAUACUUUCUGGCCUUUCCCUAAUUGUAGGUUUGGUUUUAUAUAUCUCAAGUAUAAAUGAUGAAGUCAUGAACCGGCCCAGCAGCUCUGAACAGUACUUCCACUACCGAUAUGGCUGGUCCUUUGCUUUUGCAGCCUCAUCUUUUAUGCUUAAAGAGGGUGCUGGUGUUAUGUCCGUAUACCUGUUCACAAAGCGCUAUGCAGAGGAGGAGAUGUAUCGUCCUCAUCCAGCUUUCUAUCGUCCUCGACUCAGCGACUGUUCAGACUACUCAGGCCAGUUUCUCCACCCUGAGGUGUGGCACCGUGGCCGAAGUCCAUCUGACAUCUCUAGUGAUGUCUCAAUCCAGAUGACCCAGAACUAUCCACCAGCCAUCAAGUACCCAGACCACAUACACAUAUCAACAUCCCCCUGCUAAAAGCAAAAUCAGUGGUAAACUUUUUGGAAGAUCUAAGCAUCUCCUUAGGAUACAGUUCUCUAAAGAGAUGACACAGCUUGGCCUGUUCAACUCGAGACAGAGUACUGUGGAGCUAAAACUAUGAACCUUUACUUCCAAAUGUCUGGAAACUUCCAGCCCCAGUACCUGGAAAUCAAUUCUUUUGACUUUGAUCUCGUUUAAGUUUUAUUAUUUUAACUUUACUAUUGUUACCUUGGCUAUUAUUUCCAGACGAUUUCACAAUAUGAUUUAGCCAUAACUUGUUUUAAUCUCUCCUUAGCUUAUGUUAUAUUUUUUCAGAAACUAGACUCAUUUAUUUGAUUCUUUUAUCAUCUUCCUCAUUCAUUUCUACUAUAAAAAAAUCUUAAUAUCUUGA
Molecule: messenger RNA, 1937 nt
Organism: Rana temporaria (common frog)
Lineage: Eukaryota; Metazoa; Chordata; Amphibia; Anura; Ranidae
Gene: CACNG7
Product: calcium voltage-gated channel auxiliary subunit gamma 7
Exons: 6
Coding region: 716-1543 (275 amino acids)
Biological process (GO): neurotransmitter receptor internalization; neurotransmitter receptor transport, postsynaptic endosome to lysosome; transmission of nerve impulse
Cellular component (GO): AMPA glutamate receptor complex; postsynaptic density membrane
Molecular function (GO): channel regulator activity; voltage-gated calcium channel activity
Source: RefSeq, a predicted model, not a curated record